Messenger RNA from Yarrowia lipolytica CLIB122, 2019 nucleotides. RefSeq lists its product as uncharacterized. Gene Ontology annotation, molecular function: RNA polymerase I core promoter sequence-specific DNA binding; RNA polymerase I general transcription initiation factor activity. The record is from RefSeq and is a predicted model, not a curated record. Lineage: Eukaryota; Fungi; Ascomycota; Dipodascomycetes; Dipodascales. Gene Ontology annotation, biological process: transcription initiation at RNA polymerase I promoter.
AUGCUCCAACAUCAUAACAGAGUUUCUACCGAGCACCUUACUAAAACAUGCAGCAGGUUCCUUGAUGCUCUCGAGAGACAACAACUGGAGCGUGUGAGGAGCGGCCAGGAGCUCCUGCCGGAGAGAAUUGAAUCGACAAAUGAAAGGGCAUCAGAAGGUCUGCCGCCACUCAAGGUAGACAAGCAUCAUUACGACACUGUCUUGUAUCAGAAGAAGGCUCUGAUCAAAGCGGGCCCAGAUGCGGGCACCUAUGAAGGAAUCGGCACAGGGCGGAUAUACGACGAGGACGGACAGGUGUUGAAGGAGGGAAUCAAAGCCGAAGUUGAACAAAAUGCUGAUCGGUAUGAAAACUUAUUCAGAAGUCAGUUGUUUCAUGGCAAGGUGGCGUCACGCCAAGCGAUUCGGACAAUUUUGGCAUCCGAAAUGGGGUGUGACAUGCUGCCCAACCCUCUCCAGCCGUUCAUCAUGAAACGCAACAGCCCUAUGCUACAGAGCGCCAUCAACAACAGAAAGACGCGCAAGCAUGUGCGCAAGUUCUUAAAUCGAAACGCCAGCCGUGUGGAUGGCCUGAGGUUAGUACCUCGGAAGGAAUUCAAGGCCACUAGAACGUCCCCGCGGUUUGCGAUGACCGGACUUACACCAACGGCUGUCAUCCUUCAAACCUCAAUUUUGCGCAAGAACUGGAAGACCGCGUCGAAAGCGUUUGCGUUGGCUAUUCGUAAUGGCAGUUUCCAUCGCGGUAGUCUUUUGGGCCCAGGUAUCAAGAUUCUUGUCGAGACCAAGGAACCGCCUCACAAUCUAUCCGCUUGCACUAAUUUCUUGAAUUUUCUCAUGCUGGAGAUGUCAUAUUUGAAGUUUCACAAUCGACAACUCAAUGAGUUCAGUCUCUUGGGGCGAGAUAUACGGCACUUGAUCUCCAGAAGUGAUGACUUCUUACGAAACUUGGCCCUUGUACACCUCAAGUUCAAUGGUACGCCUGAAGACCUUCUUACCCGUUUGGAUGAGGACAUGCUGAUCCCGCCCUUCUCGGAGGACUCGUCGCUAAUGUAUCUUCGGGGUAUCGUAUUGCUCAGAUGUGUCUAUUACAAUAUCGAGAAACAAGGAGUUUUGUCAGCUACCUCAAAGGAACUGCUAGAUCGAUGCAGGGUGCAGUUUGAGUUGGCACAUAAGGGAGGAAUGAUCUUUUGUCUUGAAGAGUAUCUGAGCUUGUUGGAUGACAUUUCGAGCGGCCAUGCCCACGGCGAAGUCAAACUCGAAACCAUCAAAAACGAAGGUCAGUUUUCUGCCUUUGCCAGUGAACAUGACAGCAACUCCGAAUAUGAGACGGUACCAUGGUGGGACCAGACUCUUAAUGAUGACGAUGACCCUGCUAGUGAGAACGCGAGUGCUGAGGCUGCGGAGGAUGCUGAGGUCGCUGAUGAUGGUUCAGCUGGGUCAGAUGAAGUAGUUCCUUGGUGGGAGACGCUUAACAGCGAUGGCGAUGGCAACGAUUCCGAUGACGACAAAAUUGAAGUUGACGAGGAUUCUGAUGACUAUGAAAUCCAAGUUGAUGGAGAUUCGGAGCCUCAAGUCAAAUUAGAGCCAGAUAAGGAGUCAGCACUUGGUAACUCAGACAGUGAUUUCGCUGUCAAGCCUGAGCCCUCGCCAUAUGACGAGUACGACUUUGGUGCGCGCAAUGUUGAAGACACCCCUCAUCCCAAGACUGAACCAAAUGACGACUAUGAUUUCGACUUUGACUCUGAUAUCGAGGAACCUGUGAUAAAGACUGAACAUGCUGAUAGUGAAGUGGAAGCACCCUCUCAGUCCCCCGUUCCCCAAGUGAAAAAGGAAGGGUUCUCCACCCUCGACGACCUCUUGGGAAGCAUGCCUGGGGAAAAGAGCGAAGGCAAGAAAGAUAAGAAGAAAGAUAAGAAGGACAAGAAGGACAAGGAUAAAAAAGACAAGAAAGAAAAGAAGAAGAAGAAGAAGAAGAAGAGCAGAAAGUCAGAUGUGGACGACGAUGUGGACUUUGACAUUUAG